CUUUAUACCUUCCCAUAAUACACCACGACCAUAGUUAAGUCUCACGUUAGCUCUGAAAAUUUUCUAUUCAUAAACGUUAGCGAAUUUCUAAAUUCUCAUUACUAUAUCUGGGGCAGGCGAAGCGAAAUCGGAGAAGAUUAUACCAAAAAAAGAAUGACGAUAUUCCAUUUCUUCAACUGUGCAGCUCUCACCUUCGGCCCCCAUGCUGUCUAUUACACAGCCACUCCUCUAUCUGAAUAUGAUACAAUUGGAACUUGCUUGAAAGCGGCCCUUGUCUACCUUGGCACUACUUUGAUUAAGCUUGUCUGUCUUGCAACCUUCCUCCAAGUAUCGGAUAAUGACAACUUUGAUCCUUAUCAGGAGCUGUUAAAGGCAUUCAUAGGAUUCAUUGAUGUGGCUGGUCUGUAUUUUGCACUCACACAAUUGACACACAGAAAUAUAUCUCAGAAUCACAAAUUCCAAGCGAUUGGACUUGGGUGGGCAUUUGCCGAUUCACUAUUACACAGAUUGGCACCUCUCUGGGUUGGAGCAAAAGGACUAGAGUUUACCUGGGAUUACCUUCUUCAAGGGCUGGAGGCAAAUGCAAAUUUGGUACUGACUGUAUCACUGGCAGCUUUAGGAUCAUUAAUGUGGCUUCGCAAGAAUAAACCCAAGACAUUGGUGCCCAUCAUAUAUGCAAGUGCCGGUGUUCUGGCAACUAUGCCUUCUAUUAUAAGCUACUUGCGGAGAGGACUGGGAUGGGACUUCCCAAAGGUUGUUGGAUUCGAAUUAUUUUCAUCAUUACUGAUGGCAUUCAUCAGCUGGCAACUAUUUAGUGCUUGUCAAAAGCCUUCAUCAUAAUGUUGAAUGAUUAUUUCUGGCUUCUGGAAAAUCUUUAUAUGCUAAUGGAUUCCAUUUUGUCACCAUUCACAGCCAAGAUCCAUUUUACAAGGGCUGACAUAGGCCACUCCCCAGUUGUUGACUAUGUUUCCCAUUCUUAUUCACCAUUGAGAAUUUUUUACUUUUGUUCCAAGAUGUGCUGAUAAUUAGGCAUCAUUUUCUUUCCAUGGGACAAGUUUUUUAAUUCUGUUUUUAGACCCGUACAACUGGUGAAAGAUGAUGUGAGCAUUUGUUUUGUCGGAAUCAAAUUGAUGUGUUGAAUCA
This is a messenger RNA of Cryptomeria japonica (Japanese cedar), 1143 nucleotides long. RefSeq lists its product as uncharacterized. Bases 154 to 840 code for a protein of 228 amino acids. The transcript is spliced from 7 exons. Lineage: Eukaryota; Viridiplantae; Streptophyta; Pinopsida; Cupressales; Cupressaceae. The record is from RefSeq and is a predicted model, not a curated record.